Molecule: messenger RNA, 1059 nt
Organism: Nerophis lumbriciformis (worm pipefish)
Lineage: Eukaryota; Metazoa; Chordata; Actinopteri; Syngnathiformes; Syngnathidae
Source: RefSeq, a predicted model, not a curated record
AUGUCUCGCGCGGCAAAAAAACGAAGAUUAGAUAAAACCCGACAGGACAGCCUAUAUUUUGAUAGCUAUUCCGAUGUGACUGUUCACGAAGAAAUGAUAGCGGACCAUGUACGAACUAACACGUACAGACGGGCCAUUCUGAAGAAUAGCGAAUCUAUUCACGGUAAGGUUGUGCUGGACGUGGGGGCAGGGACCGGCGUUUUGAGUAUGUUCUGCGUCCAAGCCGGUGCAAGAAAAGUGUACGCCGUGGAAGCGUGUUCUAUCGCGGAGCAAGCUGUGAAAAUAGUCAAACACAACAACAUGGAGGAUAAAAUUGAAGUCAUUCGAGGGACUAUUGAGACUGUGGAACUACCGGAAAUGGUGGAGGUGAUUGUGAGCGAGUGGAUGGGUUAUGCCCUCCUGCACGAAUCCAUGCUAAACUCCGUCUUGUACGCGCGCGACAAGUGGUUGAAAAAGACUGGAGGUAUUAUUCUGCCCAACAAAGCUGAACUCUUCAUCACGCCCAUUUGCGAGCCGGUGGUGGAGGACCGCUUACACUUCUGGUAUAAUGUCAAAGACCAGUACGGCGUCGACAUGUCAUGUAUGAGUGACUUUGCCAGGAAAUGUAUAAAGAACUCGGACAUUUCUGUCAGCCCGGUGACUGCCGAGGACGUGUUGUCCCACCCGGCCCGGUUCGCUGAGUUGGACCUACACACGGUCACUGUGGAGCAGCUGCAGUCAGUCAAGGGUCAUUUCAAGUGCGAGUCUUUCGGCUCGGCUUCCGUCAAUGCAUUUUGUGUCUACUUCACGGUGUCGUUCCCGUGUCCGGACAAACCGCAACCUCUCGUUCUUUCCACGUCCCCAUUCAAUCCCGAGACCCACUGGAAGCAAGCGGUUUUGUACCUGGAUGAGCCGGUGGACGUAGUUCAAGACACACCGGUGAUUGGGGAGGUCAAUGUGUACCCCUCGGAGGAAAGUGACCGACAUGUCUGCAUUCACCUUGAGUACACGAUUGGAAACCAAAAAACACACUCCAAGACUUUUUCUAUCCCUGACUGGACCUCGGAAACGCUAUCAUAG